CAGAGCCUCCUUAUCAUGCCCUUGCUGUGGGUGGUUGCUAGGGGAACUGGAGAAGGAAGUGGAUGAGAAACACUUCCGGGGAAUGAGGGUUGCUUUCGGCUGGAGAAACUCAGCAUCUCACAUUGGUGAAGCGAGACUUGUGCCAUGGCUGCUGAGCUGGACUUCUCACCCCCUGAAAUCCCAGAGCCUACACUCAUGGAGAAUAUCUUACGCUAUGGCCUCUUCUUUGGUGCCAUUUUCCAACUCAUCUGCAUUUUGGCCAUCCUCCUUCCCAUUCCAAAGACACACAAAAUGGAUGCUGAAAGCUUUGAGACAAAAAGUUCAGAAGUGGUAAAGAAACCCAAAGCUGGCACUGCAUCAGUGAACAAGAAACCAAAAAAAGAAACCAAGAAGAAGCGGUAGAACAGCUUGAUGAUGACACUUUCAAGACACUUUCUUCAAGAUGAUAUUGUGAAAAACAACUUACAUGUAAAGGACUUUUGAUAAAGCUAUGCUUAUUCUUGUUUCUGGUCAAGAGGGAGGUACUUCCAAAAAUGCCUUGAGGAUUAUUGUUUCAUCUGAUCUGUUGUAAAUACGUAUAUGGUCUCCUGGACUUCUCUAUUGAGAGUGGAACAUCUUACCAAUUACUGGGGUCUGGAGAGAGCAGGCCAUCUCCUUUGUGAUGCUUUGUGAAAUGCAGAUCCCGUGAAAGGGUUCUUGGGCCCUCAGAAUGCUUUUCCCCAUAUUUUUAAAAGACAAAAGGAUCAAUCACUGCAGCUUAUUUUCUGUGUCGCUGAUGAAAGGGAUCAACCGCUACAGCUUCUUAUUUUGUAUGUCGUUGAUGUACUUAAUAUAUCUGAUGUUAUAAUCUAA
Rhineura floridana is the source of this 852-nucleotide messenger RNA. RefSeq names its product mannosidase beta like (gene MANBAL). Bases 145 to 402 code for a protein of 85 amino acids. The record is from RefSeq and is a predicted model, not a curated record. The transcript has 3 exons. Gene Ontology annotation, cellular component: membrane. Lineage: Eukaryota; Metazoa; Chordata; Lepidosauria; Squamata; Rhineuridae.